AUGUCAUUCUCUUUCACAAACAGGAGCAGCAGAGAAAGUCUGGACUUUCUCAAAUCUUACAAACCCCUAAACAGAGAAGUCAGUCAUCUCAGGAUUCUGCUCUAUGGUCCCGUUGGUGCUGGAAAGUCCAGUUUUGUGAACUCUGCUGACGCCGCUUUAAGAGGUCGUGUUACUGGGCGAGCUGAUACAGAUUCAACCAUGUCUGAGAGCAGCUGCACCAAGGAAUACAAGACUUACAAAAUCAAAAAAGACGAUCAGAGCUUCUAUUCUUUCGUUUUUAACGACAUCAUGGGAAUUGAGAAAAACCUGAACUAUGGAGUCAGUGUGGACGACCUGAAACUGGCUCUGCAGGGACAUAUGAAGGACAAUUACAAGUUCAACCCUGUCAGCCCCCUGACACGGAACGAUCCAGGCUACAACUCCAAUCCCUCUUUGGAUGACAAAGUCCACAUCCUGGUCGGGGUCAUUCCUGCUAAUCAAGCGUCUCUGUUAACUGACGACAUGGGGGUGCACUGA
This is a messenger RNA of Cheilinus undulatus (humphead wrasse), 516 nucleotides long. Its product is annotated as interferon-induced protein 44-like. The transcript has 3 exons. NCBI's taxonomy places the organism in Eukaryota, Metazoa, Chordata, Actinopteri, Labriformes, Labridae. The coding region runs from base 1 to 516 and encodes 171 amino acids. The record is from RefSeq and is a predicted model, not a curated record.